Lathyrus oleraceus (garden pea) is the source of this 1003-nucleotide messenger RNA. RefSeq names its product putative 4-hydroxy-4-methyl-2-oxoglutarate aldolase 2. NCBI's taxonomy places the organism in Eukaryota, Viridiplantae, Streptophyta, Magnoliopsida, Fabales, Fabaceae. The record is from RefSeq and is a predicted model, not a curated record. Gene Ontology annotation, molecular function: ribonuclease inhibitor activity. Gene Ontology annotation, biological process: regulation of RNA metabolic process. Bases 244 to 744 code for a protein of 166 amino acids. The transcript is spliced from 2 exons.
UCAAAUGGGGAAUCAAUCACGGGCUAAGACUUUAACUUAGAGAAUAUUAAAAAAUGCAUUUAGAUUUAGAAGACUAAAGCUUCAUUCAUUCAAGUGGGAGGUAGACAUUUGUGUCAUUGAAUGUCGAUAACGUGACUAAUCUCUUUCUCCCUUUCCGACACUCAAAAAAAUCUGCUCGCACUCUCAACUUUCCAUUCCAAUUCGCAGAUCCAUUUUUCUAUCUUCAUCGAUUUGUUGAAAUAAAUGGCCUUAGUCACCACUGCUGAAGUGUGUGAUGCAAACCCACAGUUAAUUUUAAGUGGGGAGCUUCGAGCCCUUCAGCCAAUUUUUCAGAUUUACGGUCGAAGACAGGUCUUUUCCGGACCAAUAGUUACCUUAAAGGUGUUUGAAGACAAUGUCUUAGUUCGAGAGUUUCUUGAAGAGAAAGGCAAUGGAAGAGUGCUUGUUGUAGACGGGGGUGCGAGUUCGCGCUGUGCAAUAUUGGGUGGCAACCCUGUAGUGCAAGCACAGAACAAUGGAUGGGCAGGUAUUAUUGUGAAUGGAUGUAUAAGAGAUGUAGACGAGAUCAACGGUUGUGAUAUCGGUGUGAGAGCUCUUGGUUCUCAUCCCAUGAAAGCCAAUAAGAAAGGUAUGGGAGAAAAGCAUGUUCCCAUAACUAUUGCUGGGACAAGGAUCUCUGAUGGGGAAUGGCUUUAUGCAGACACGGAUGGAAUUCUUAUCUCUCGAACAGAGCUUUCUGUUUGAUUCUAAUUCAUGUGUAAGGACUAUAUUUCCUAGCUUCCGCAAAUUUGCAACGUUAUUAGUCUCCAUGAUAAUGAAACUAGAUUGGAAUGUUUGCCUCCUAUACACCAACUUUAUGCAUGUUUUGAUGAGCCGGGGGAUUGAAAAAUCACGGCGAGCCAUCAUGAUUUCGUGAAGUUACGAAGUGUAGUAUGUCAAAAUUAUUGUAGUUUACUGUGAUUUUGUCAAUCUCAUCUGAUUCCAAAUCUGCACUUUAUCUCUA